CCACAGGGGAGACUUAGCAGUUGUGUAAAGUGUCUUUUGUAAUGACUACGUUCCAAAUUGCACUUGGUUUCAAGCUUCGUGGCCAACGGUGAGAAAAGGUGUGUGGAACUUGGGACCGUGGAAGGUUCUGUAACUAAGACAUGGAAGUAACAACAGCCAGCCAAGACAAAAAGAAUGUUCUUUUCUCUCCCCUUCCAAGUUCUUAGUGAAGGGCCAAGCCCAGCAUCCCAGACUUGUGUGACUGGGUAAACACUGGGACACUAACUUCACUUCAGUACCCUCCCUUCAGAAGCUCAAGGUGGCUUCUCAGUAGACAGAGGCUUCUAAGUAUCAAAGCUCCCCACUGCGCAAGCCCAACAUCAUGGGGAAGGGAGACACCUCGGAAACAGCAUCAGCCACUCCAGCCUAUCGCUCUGUCAUGGAGGAGUAUGGCUAUGAGGUGGGCAAGGUCAUUGGCCAUGGCUCCUAUGGAACUGUCUAUGAGGCUUACUACACCAAGCAGAAGGUCAUGGUGGCUGUCAAGAUCAUCUCAAAGAAGAAGGCCUCUGAAGACUACCUUAACAAGUUCCUACCACGUGAGAUACAGGUAAUGAAAGUCUUACGGCACAAGUACCUCAUCAACUUCUAUCAGGCCAUUGAGACCACGUCCAGAGUGUACAUCAUUUUGGAGCUGGCUCAGGGCGGUGAUGUCUUGGAAUGGAUCCAACGCUAUGGGGCCUGCUCUGAGACCCUUGCUGGCAAGUGGUUCUCCCAGAUGGCCUUGGGCAUCGCCUACCUGCACAGCAAGGGCAUCGUGCACCGCCUGACCCCCAGCCUUUCUGCUGCUGGUAGGGACUUAAAGUUGGAGAACCUGUUGCUGGACAAGCGGGAGAAUGUGAAGAUAUCGGAUUUUGGCUUCGCCAAGAUGGUGACUUCUAGCCAGCCUGUGCGUAGUAGCCCUUCUUACCGCCAAAUGAACUGCCUUUCCCACCUCAGCCAGACCUACUGUGGCAGCUUUGCUUACGCCUGCCCGGAGAUCUUGCUAGGCUUGCCUUACAACCCUUUCCUGUCUGACACCUGGAGCAUGGGCGUCAUCCUCUACACCCUAGUGGUCGCACGGCUGCCUUUUGAUGACACCAAUCUCAAGAAGCUGCUGAGAGAAACCCAGAAGGAGGUCACUUUCCCAGCUAAUCUCACCAUCUCCCAGGAGUGCAAGAACCUGAUCCUCCAGUUGCUACGCCCAGCUAGCAAGCGUGCCACCAUCCUAGAUGUCCUCAGGGACCCCUGGAUGCUCAAGUUCCAGUCUGAGCAACCCUCGAACGAAAUCAGGCUGCUGGAGGCCAUGUAUCAACCCGCCAGCACCACCACUAAUCGCCACCAAUCCUUGGAAAUCCAACUUGAAAGUGGCUGAGGCAGGAGGUUAAGGAAAAAAGCAAUAGAGACUGGGGGGAAAAUCUUUUCUAUAAAAUAAACCUAAUUAGUUUCAUCAUGAUGUAGGGUCAAAGGCAUUCUUUUCUCAAGAGAGUCUUAGUGGAGACCACUACUGCAGGGUGGGUUUCUGCCCAAAGCCUGUAACCUCUUGACACCUGUGACAGUUAAUGAAAUUGACUCGGGGAAGCUUUACUGUGCCGACUAAGUUUGUAAGU
This is a messenger RNA of Rattus rattus (black rat), 1625 nucleotides long. RefSeq names its product testis specific serine kinase 4 (gene Tssk4). The record is from RefSeq and is a predicted model, not a curated record. Lineage: Eukaryota; Metazoa; Chordata; Mammalia; Rodentia; Muridae. Gene Ontology annotation, cellular component: cytoplasm. Gene Ontology annotation, biological process: intracellular signal transduction; protein phosphorylation; microtubule cytoskeleton organization. The transcript is spliced from 4 exons. Gene Ontology annotation, molecular function: tau-protein kinase activity; ATP binding; protein serine/threonine kinase activity. Bases 362 to 1390 code for a protein of 342 amino acids.